Molecule: messenger RNA, 4522 nt
Organism: Bradysia coprophila
Lineage: Eukaryota; Metazoa; Arthropoda; Insecta; Diptera; Sciaridae
Gene: nsl1
Product: non-specific lethal 1
Cellular component (GO): NSL complex
Molecular function (GO): histone acetyltransferase binding
Source: RefSeq, a predicted model, not a curated record
GGUGGCGACGGGUGCUGUGUGCGUGUAUGCUGUGUGUUUUAAUUUGAGCGUCUCAAUUUCGUUAGAUUUUCUGAUAUUGCAGAAGAUUUUCCGCAUUUUUCACUCGUCCAACCAGUACGGCGACGUAAUGUAGUGACCAAAUACGAAUUCAGUGAAUGGCUAAAUGGUUAAAUGAUUUGCCUAAAUCCGCAUUGUUUGCUGUAGAAAAGAAAAGAAAAACGUUUUCGAUCGUGCAUUCAUUCGAACAAACAUAUCGCGGCGAAUUUGAUUUCGUAAUAAUCCAACAACGUUUUUCAUUCUGGUAUCAAUUAUUGAAGCUCGCAGUUCAUUGUUCUCAUUUUAAUAUCGAUUGUGAAUUUCUGCUUCAUAUUCGAUGAUUAUGUUGGAAGAAAUGUGAAUCGCGUUGGUCAAAAACGGUUCCUGUGUUGAUUGAAGCAAAUAUUUACCUUGUAAUGGAAUUAGCGGGAGAUUGAGAUCUUCGAUUCGGAACAAAUUUUGAUGAGCAGAAAUUACUGUAAACUGAAAGAUUUUGGAUGUCAAAGAAUUGAGGAAACAAAUUGUGUAGAAAUUGUAGUAAACAGACAAAGUUUUCUUUAACGAAAGUGAAUCUAAGUUCGCCUUCGAAAAAAAGACAUUGGACACUGAAGUGAACCGAAAUCAUAGAGUUAAUUAAACCGUAAAAUAGUCUGACCAGUGUGUGUGGUACAUUUAAAAUCCAAAAUAAUGAAUUGGUGUGUUGAUAAACAGUUUUGAAAUACCAACGAGUUCAAACCGUGAAACGUAAAUUCGCGCCAAAUCCUUUAUUUCCAUUCACUCGACACACGAAUUUCUAGUGAUUUUUAUUGAAUUGUCAAUCGAAUACAGCGAACGAACAAACCAUUCAUUCCGCGCGGCCGAUGGGAAUGAGAUCCAAUGCGUCUGUGACAAAAUCAAAUGCAGCAGCCGCAAUGGCACCAGCUCUAACCGAGCUAGUCAGUCAACAAGCUAAACUUUCUUCCCCUGCUACUGGAGCAUCGCCCCGUCCCGGAUACUUGACUAUCAGCAAUAACGGUCAACUCGUUUGUGUUUCGCCGCCACUUGAUACGAAUAAAGAAACGAGCAACACUGAACCACCGCAACAGACUCUGUCGAAUGGGCCAGCAAACGGUCCAUCCGUUGACACGUCCAUGGAGCAGCAACCGAUUGACGAUUGUUCGACAUCAAACUGUCUUAGCAAUGAACAGCCAACGAAUGUUGAAUGUAGCACGUCCGGUGGUGUACCGGAGAUAGAGGAACACACGGACCAUAUUCAAUCUCACACGAAUUCCGGUGGUACGCCAACAAACAGCCAGGAGAUCAUGGGGCUGCAAAAAGACUUUCUAAAGGAUAAUGCCGAAAUGGAACAAAUGCUGGGUGAACUGUCAUCGACCAGUGACAUUGAUCUGAUGCAAGUGUUUAAAAGUUUCGUUUCCGCUCCGACAAGUGAUAACUUAUGUGAUCUUGCUGGUGGACUGUCCUUGUUCAAUGAUAUGAACAUGGACAUGAAUAUGGGAUUGGAAGAAGUUUCGACGCCGGUCAAAGAGCCAGAUACCCAAGAAAUCCGAAACGAAAUUAGUAAGCGUCAAUCACAAAUGACCAGAAAAUUGGACUUUUUAAUUCGUCGUCUCAGGAAACUGCAAGCCCUGUCCAUGGGCCAUCACAUCAACGAGGAAAUAAACGGUCUCUUCGAAUACACUCAGUCGAUGCUGAAGCGAAAGGAGCGCGAAAGCAAGUCAAUAUCAACCAUGACUCCGUUGACCCAUCUGCAAAGCGAGAAGUCCAAACAGACCGUUGCAUGUUCGAUGAAAACGCUACUGAAACGCUUGGAAUUCGUCUCAACGUCACAACAGAGUUCUCUGAAGGAAAAAUCGGCGCGAGUGGGCCCAUCGACAGAUGCAACCAGUUUGUCGCUAAAAUCGAUACCAAAACCUCAAUUCGCCAGCUGUGUGCCCAGUUUCGACAGUGAGUGCAAUAAUCAACUGGAACAUACGGCCGGCCUGUUGCAAGCCGAAAUGCAUUAUGUUGCUAAAGCAAUCGAUUCGGAUGCAACUGCUAGCAGUUCGGGUGGUGAGUCUGGCGACGAAAUGGUGACCUAUAACAAUCCGGCACAACAGUCAUUGCCAAUUGGUAAACGCGCCGCUUGGCGUUGGAAUCGUGACCGAGCUGGCAUUGCUUCACGAUGGAGUUGGCUACUCGCACAAAUAUCUGACCUGGAAUAUCGAAUCCAUCAACAUUCUGAUUUACACAACCAAAUAAAACGUAAAAAAGGCGCCGUUAUAUUGGAAGACGUACCGUCGCUGCCAGCUUACGAAGACAGUCAAACUGAACCACCGCCACAACAGUCGUUGAAUGGAUAUCGUGGCAUACUGCCAGGCAAUUCAAAACCACUGGACAUUGAAUCUCCGAACGGAGCCUCUGACACAGAUAUGACAUAUGGUUCGUCACGAACAAGGGGUUUCCAACGAUCCGGUUUUCGCAAACGCAAACUACUUCAGACCACUAAUUUACAUACCAUCUCGAAGAAAGCGGCCCGACAAAGCACUGUUAAAUGUGGUUGUCAAUGGCCACUACAUCCAUGUGCCCUAUGCACCGGUCGUCAAGACCCAACAGCACCUAGAGAUCUACCAGAUAUGAUUCCAAUGCCGGAUCGGGUAGCUGUUUUGGAUUUUGGAUUUCAUCCUGUUAUUAGCUUUCCAGAAGAUGUUCCGCAAAGUGUCCACAUCGAGGCUACAUUACGUUCAGCUGACUUUCAACACAAAGCUGUUCGCUCCACAUCUAAAUCUGCAAUUAAAUCAAUUAUGGCGCUGCAAAAAACGGCUGAUCGUGAUGAACAUCGCACGAAAAAGCCGUAUGAUCUGGCGCAAAAGAAAUACAAAUAUCAAAAGAAAUACAAUCUACUAGCAAGCAAAUUGAAGAAAAAAUCAAAGAAAAUUAAGAUGAACAGAAGAAUGUCGUCAAUGCUGGGUAAAGAUUAUAAAUCUCUAACGGCACCAUCAACGCCAUUAUCAACGGAUGGUGUUCAGCAAGACAGUGACUUUGGACCGAAUGGUAUAUUGCGCAGUAGAAAUGCAUCACCGACUCAGGGAAGCAGCCACAAAACAAGAGAACAUUACUCUGAUAGAAAAAAUCGAAACUCGUACGAUAUCGAUAACAUUGUAAUACAUAGUGUGGCUGCGUCAACUCGAGUCGAACCACUGCCAUACAAAGAAAUUCCCACUCCAAAAUGGAGAGUUUGUGAUGAUGAUACACCGGAAAUAAAAACCGAUGAGACUAAUCCAGCGGAAGAGAACGAAGAAGAGGAAGAAGAAGACAUUUCGUCCGAUGGAAUGAUCGCUCGCCAUGAACGAGCCUUUUUGGACGAACGGAAAAAGUUUUCGACAUUUCUGAAAUUCCCGUGGAGUACGAGAUCAAGAGCGAAUCGUCGCAUCGACAGUCAAAUGGAUUCCAGUGGAGCAAAUACACCGGAUCCAACAUCACCGGCGCCAGAAACACCAGCCGGUGUUGGCGACCAUGAGUCGGUGCCAUCGCCAGCGCCUCCGUCGACUCCACUCACAUCACAAGAAGAUUCAACUACGGAUUGUCCGUUAGCCUCAGGUCAGCCAUCAAAUGGCAACAUAAUAGAUCCAAAUACGUUAAAGCCAGAAAGACGUCGUACAUUGUCAUCGAAGAAAUCCGUCGAAGAUCAAUCACAUCGAAGUAACUCACCCGAACCGAGAGAGGUCAUUCAACCGUUUGAGCCAUUAGAAUUUCCGCUAACCGAAGCAUCAUACGAAGAAAUGUUACAAAAAAUGCCAUCGAACCAUCAGACGGAUCAGCAAACGGUUGUCGGUGCCGAUUCAAUAGCAGCCCACGAAACUACCUCCCAGGCGACAUACAAACGCAUCGUUGACGAUUUGAGAGGUGAUUACAGUUUUAAAAUGUCAUACCUGUCGGGACCGACAUCCAUUGGAAGUGACGAAGAAACGGAAAGCGUUGAAUCGGGCAUGAUAGACGAAGAUCCCAAUGAUCCGGAAUGGUUUCAACCGCCAAGUCGAUUUUAAAAUUUAAAAAGAAAAAAUCCGUUUUUUAACAGCUUGAAAAUUAGAUUCGCGUCGCGCUUCGAAUUUAAACCAAUUUCGGUUUUGUUGUCGCUGUAAAACCGCCGAGAGUGUGUGUGUUGAUAUGAGAUCAUAGAUGUGCGAUGUGGGGAAUAACGUUCGUUUUUUUUAGGAUUGUAAAUUAUGCGCCCGCGGGUAGUAAUUUUUGUAUUAAGUUGACUUGAUUUCGUUCAUGAUUUUUUUUCAUUAUUUUUUUUUCAAUUUUCCAUUGAAACGAUUGACGUAUGCUUGAAGAGUAAAUAGAAAGCGAAAAGUACACGUUAUAGUAAAUGAAUCACGUAAUUUUUCCACACAUUUUUUUUUGCUGCUGCCGCCUUUUUGUACACCAAUAUUUGAUCUAUGUUGCUAUCAAAGAACGUUUGGAUAAUGUCGAAAUACUAAUAAAUAAAAAAAAGUUUGAUCUACCA